This is a messenger RNA of Aureobasidium pullulans EXF-150, 1640 nucleotides long. RefSeq lists its product as uncharacterized. The transcript has a single exon. The record is from RefSeq and is a predicted model, not a curated record. The coding region runs from base 278 to 1546 and encodes 422 amino acids. Lineage: Eukaryota; Fungi; Ascomycota; Dothideomycetes; Dothideales; Saccotheciaceae.
CCCACCUGUAUAGUAGAUCAUGGACGGGAGUGGCAACAAUAACCCGACGACCGCGUGGCACCCACGCAAACUCUUUUGCUCUCAGCCACGGAGAGAAGGAAACUCUCGGAGGUUGGAGCGACCGCAAUCUUGCUCAAAGUUUUGACGCCGAACCACUGUCCAGCGUUGCGGUUCAUAGCACCUCAAUUCGAAGCUCGAUGACUUUGUGCUCUUGCUCAACGAAAACUCUUCACUAUCUGGGACUAUUGCCUAACCUGCUCUUCCUGACCACACAUCAAUGGGUAACACGGCAUCGAUGCCGACAGCCGCCGGCGCCUCCUUUUUAGAGCUUCCCCUGGAGCUGGUCGUAUGCAUCGCCGAACACGUCCCACCAGAGAGUAUUGCUGCGAUGGCGUUGACGACCAAGUCAUUGUACGAAAGUUCACAAUUCCAACAGAUGUGGAGGCCGAAGAUCAAGUGCAAGCCUAACAAGCUGAUAUUUCUUCUGGCCAGGGACGUUCCACAAUCAGUACUCUGCACAUGUUGUCAUCGCCUUCAUCCUCGUAGAGAUACUCCGAAGUUGACUAGAGAUUGGAAGAAAUGGCAGGCAUGCUCACGUAGCACUGGAACGUGGCUUCACCUUGACCCCUGGAAUUAUCAUAUACAGUUCGAGGACGUAUAUGAGGUCAUGAAUCGACAUCGGUGGGGCAAACUUGGAGAGGAUCUCUCUUCCAUUGCGACACACACAGCCUGGAAGGUCAUGACGCCUGCAGAUCUCGAGGCCCUCGACGGACGUUCUCAUGCGCUGGGUGAUGUCAAAUUGAGCCUCGGUCGCUGCCUUGCAAAAUCUGAUGCUAUACCUUUGAUCAUCGAUGGCAAUCUAGUCCUACAAACCACACAAAGUAUGUGGUAUCAUCCAGAGAUGUGGGAGGAGAUGCAGAAGUACGGUGUCAGGCGUCAUCCCUUCCGCCACUGUAAACACUGGAAUCUACCGACAAGCGAAGACGCUCCUGACUUCCUCACUCUAGAGUCGGAAAUGUUCUGUUGCGACAUCAGAAAAUGCCUCAAUGUACUUGACUCCUUAAGGCGGACUGAACAACCCAACAUAAGCCACCAUGAGACCACAGAGGAUAGAAUUUGUGCCCGCUGCACGACAGAAUACAAAACCGAUGUCUGGGAUCAUGGCAAAUGGGGCGUCGAGGUUCGACUUCACACCUACACAGAUCUAGGCUCUUGCAUUGAGUCAACGGAGGUCCAUUGGUUCUCAGCAGCGCACCACCAAGGUGAUAUGUAUGAUGCUGACUAUUGCCGAGAAGCAAGUUAUCAUCUACUGUCAGAAUGGGGUUCUUACCGCAGAGUCGGCAGCGUCAAACGGGUAGCUUAUAGCGCAAUUGGGUGCGCUUCUUUCGAACGUGCUCUGAACAAGCUUGAUCUUCAAGGAGAUGUUUCCGGAGACCUGGAAUUGUGGAAAGCAGUCAGACGGGCCUACCGAAGUUGUUCGGAACAGGCAGCACGGCGGCAUCCGAGACGUCCUCGCGCACUCCCAGGCAUGCUGAUACGAAAGUGAGGCAGGGAUCGAUGACCACGCGAGAGAUAUCUGCGUUAGUCUAGCAAACAUAAAUCUACCCUUUGAGAGUAAUCACUACGAAAGUCAAGUGCCU